AUGUACUUCAGGAUUCAUUUAUAUGCGGCCCAAACCUUUUCUACUAUGCUGUUUAAAAGGCAUGCCUUUAAGGCAGUGGUCCUGAUCCAGCAAUGGUACCGCAGCUACAUGGCCCAGCGGGAAAUGAGGUGGCGAUGCACUUGGAGCAUCUUUAGUCUAGAGUAUGUUGGGCAGCAAGACCAGUUUAAGCUCCAUGAUUUCUUCAGCUACCUCGUGGAUUACUUUACCCCCAGCAGCCACCAGGAGAGGGACUUCCUGAACCGCAUGUUCACCCAGGAGAGAUUCACCCAAGACACGGAGACAGUGAAGGGUGGUGACUAUGAAUCCACUGAGGUACUGGACAGCUACACGGGACCACACCUCUCCUUCCCCCUCCUCCCUGACCAUGCCACUGCGCUGGUGGAAGCUUUUAUACUGAGACAACAGCUCCAUGCUCACUAUGUCUUGAAUCUUUUGUAUGAGACCAGGAAACACCUGGCACACCUGCCGAACAUCAACCGGGUCCCGACCUGUUACAGCGAGGAGAUCACAGUGUGUGGAGACUUACAUGGCCAGUUGGAUGACUAAUAUUUAUAUUUUAUAAGACAGGGUCUCCCUGUAGCCCCAAGCCAGGCCUGUGUGUUCAAUGGUGACUUUGUGGAUCUAGGCAAGGAUUCAGUAGAAAUCCUGAUGGUUCUCUUUGCCUUCAUGUUGGUUUAUCCCAAGGAAUUCCAUCUUAACAGAGGAAACCAUAAGGACUAUAUAGUGAACUCUAGAUAUGGCUUUCCCAAGGAAAUGAUCCAUAAAUACAAGACACAUGGAAAGAAAAUCUUGAGAAUACUUCAAGAUGUAUUCCGCUGGCUUCCUCUGGCCACUCUGGUUGAUGAGAAAGUUCUCAUUCUUCAUGGUGGGGUGUCAGACAAGACUGACCUGGAACUGUUAGCUAAACUGGACAGGCAUAAGGUACUGACUAAUGAAGUGGACUCCAAGCUACAAAAGUUCCCAUUCUGUGCGCAUGCGCUCAGAGUUCUUUUUGUGAACGAGGCCUUUGUCGUGCAUGGCCUGGUGGAAGUUGUGUCCCUGAGUCUUCACCAUUGUUUCUACCCUGAGGUACAAAGUGAGAAACAGGAGGAGCAGCAGAGAAAAGUCAACCAGCCAAGCUCUGCACAGAGACCCACUCCAUGGCUUCUUCCGCAAGGCCGCGCUUUCCCCUCUUCACCAUUUCACCCGGGCUCGGACUUAAAGGCGCACAAAGCGGGUCGGUCCUGCAGCAGCCCCUGAGGCCCCCUUGACUGGAAGGAGCUGUCCAGGCAGGUGCGGUGCUCAGUGGACUUGGAGCUGGAGCAUUGCCGGCAGAGCCCACUCUGGAGGAGUGGAGGCAGGUACCCAGGUGGAAGUUCUGCAGGUCGGAACCGAGUUGCAUUGCAGAGUGGCCUCCCACAGGUGGCAUCCAGCGUGGGCCUGGAUACUGGGGGACAACAAACAGUGGAUGAACAGAACCAGACAUGGCGACAUCAUGAUGGCUUUCAGUUUCCAAUGAUUAAAGAGUUAAAGCUUGCUGUGUCUCAGUAUGGAGCUACAGCUCCAUUUACUGUAGCUAUUAUAGAAGCUGAAUCUGAAAAUUGGCUAACUCCUAAUGAUUGGAAUCAGUUGGUGAAGGCAGUUCUUAGUGGAGACAUAGGGCCGUCUUAUCAGCAAGGGCUUGCUAUGGCAGCAGCUUUCAAUGGACAAACAGUAAAGGAGUUUUUGGCUGAGAAGCAUAAAGCUAAGAAAUGUUUCAAGUGUGGCAAGAAUGGGCAUUUUUCCCAGGAGUGUAAGGCAGAUAAUGUUCAGCAGAAGACUGAUAAUGGGAAGAGUCCUGGAAUAUGUCCCAGAUGGAAACGGGCAGAGGGGCCUCCCUCAGGCCCCGACACAAACAAUUGGGGCAGUCAACUUUAUCCCAGCAAGCGACAGCAAUCCAUUUCUGACCUCUGCAGAGCCACCCCGGGAAGUGCAGGACUGGACCUCAGUUCCUCCUCCCACACAGUGGUAGACACCCUGUGGAGUGAUCCCAUGGAUCAGGAUGGCUGCAAGGACAACACUAUCUGAGGAGGAGGCUGUUACUUUUGACCUGAUGUGACAGAGCAGUUGCUGGAGAAGUAUAAGCUGCAUUUCCUGAUUCGUUAACAUGAAUGCAAACCUAAAGGCUAUGAAUUCUGCCACAACCGCAAGGUGUUAACCAUUUUCUCUGCCUCCAAUUACUAUGAAGCUGGCAGUAACGUCAAACUGGGACCAGCCCUGACCCCACAUAUUGUGCAGUGUCAAGCUAACAAGGCGACCUACACCCUGACCAUGUGGCAAAGGAUCAGCAGGGCCCUGAGAGCUCUGCAGCAGAAGUUGUUUGCUCAUCCCUCGACCGCCUCUAUGAAUUUAAGAAGCAUGAUGCCGACAAAAACAGGUGUAAUCCCCCUGAGUGACUGGCUAGCUGCCGUGGAGUCUGUGCUGCAUCUGUCGUGGUGCAUGCUGUGGCCACAGCUGGUGAACAGCUCCUUGGAUAAUGCGCUAGAGUACAAGUCCUGGUUGGAGAGUUUGGCCAAAGGGCAGUUUAGCUGAGAGAAUGUACAGUCAAGUUUGCUGGAAAAACUGUACCGAAAUCGAUCCAACUUGGAGACCAUAUUUAGGAUCAUAGACAACCUCUGGUCUGUGUUCAUCUCUCUGGAUGAGUUCAGACAGACUUGGAAGUUGUUUAGCUCUCAUAUAAACAUUGACAUGACAGAAGACUGCAUCUGCAACCUUGCCCGAAGCACUGAUUUCAACAAGGACAGCCACAUUGACAUCAAUGAGUUCCUGGAGGCUUUCCACCUUGUGGAGCAGUCCUGCUCCGAGGGCACUGCCUCUGCUUGUCCACCAUCCACAGACACUGGUGAGAGUGGUUGCAGCAGUUUAGGCACAUGCUGA
This is a messenger RNA of Nannospalax galili (Upper Galilee mountains blind mole rat), 2916 nucleotides long. RefSeq names its product protein phosphatase with EF-hand domain 2 (gene Ppef2). Gene Ontology annotation, cellular component: cytosol; nucleus. Gene Ontology annotation, molecular function: Hsp90 protein binding; protein serine/threonine phosphatase activity; zinc ion binding. The record is from RefSeq and is a predicted model, not a curated record. Gene Ontology annotation, biological process: negative regulation of MAPK cascade; viral process. Lineage: Eukaryota; Metazoa; Chordata; Mammalia; Rodentia; Spalacidae.